AUGUUCCGAAACUCUUGUUUCUCAGUACUGGGGAUUCUAAUUGCGUUGACGAUCAAUACCUCGGGUAGUGGAGCCACGUCGCAAGACGACUGUCGCAAUGAGUGUUACAAAGAGGCCAAAACGAUGAUGUUACUGAGCAUUGAAGUUGGUUUUCCGUUGCGGGAUAUUUUGGAUGCACACAGCUUCUGCGUAGCACACUGCCUACAGAUCUAA
This is a messenger RNA of Dicrocoelium dendriticum, 213 nucleotides long. The record is from the annotation of a GenBank genome assembly. NCBI's taxonomy places the organism in Eukaryota, Metazoa, Platyhelminthes, Trematoda, Plagiorchiida, Dicrocoeliidae.